AUGUACCGCUCCACUAAGGGCGCCUCCAAGGCGCGCCGCGACCAGAUCAACGCCGAGAUCCGGAACCUCAAGGAGCUGCUGCCGCUGGCCGAGGCGGACAAGGUCCGGCUGUCCUACCUGCACAUCAUGAGUCUCGCCUGCAUCUACACUCGCAAGGGCGUCUUCUUCGCCGGAGGUGCUCCUCUGGAGGGCCCCACAGGCCUUCUCUCAACUCAAGAGCUUGAAGACAUAGUGGCCGCGCUCCCUGGCUUUCUGCUUGUGUUCACAGCCGAGGGGAAGCUGCUGUAUCUGUCUGAGAGUGUGAGCGAGCACCUGGGCCACUCCAUGGUGGACCUGGUUGCCCAGGGUGACAGCAUCUACGACAUCAUCGACCCAGCUGACCACCUAACUGUGCGCCAGCAACUCGCCCUGCCCUCUGCCCUAGACACUGAUCGCCUCUUCCGCUGUCGCUUCAACACCUCCAAGUCCCUGAGGCGCCAGAGUGCAGGCAACAAACUGGUGCUUAUUCGAGGCCGAUUCCACGCUCAUCCACCUGGAGCCUACUGGGCAGGAAACCCUGUGUUCACAGCCUUCUGCGCUCCCCUGGAGCCGAGACCCCGCCUUGGCCCUGCUUCACUCUUCUUAGCCAUGUUCCAGAGCCGUCAUGCUAAGGACCUGACCCUACUGGACAUCUCUGAGAGUGUCCUAAUCUACCUGGGCUUUGAGCGCAGCGAGCUGCUCUGUAAAUCAUGGUAUGGACUGCUGCACCCCGAGGACCUGGGCCACGCUUCUGUUCAACACUUCCGCCUAUUGGCCGGGAGUGGAGAUAUUCAGGCAGAGAUGGUAGUGAGACUACAGGCCAAGCCUGGAGGCUGGGCAUGGGUUUAUUGCCUGUUAUACUCAGAAGGUCCAGACGGCCCCAUUACUGCCAAUAACUACCCAAUCAGUAACACAGAGGCCUGGAGCCUCCGCCAGCAGCUGAACUCUGAAGACACUCAGGCAACCUAUGUCCUGGGGACCCCAACCCUCCUGCCCUCGUUCUCUGAGAACAUCCGUUCCCGGGAGCAGGGCUUCAGCCGGAACCCACGCUUUACCCCGGCCCUAGGGGCCCCUCGGAGCACCCGCUUCCCCACUGCUCCUGAGAUGGGUGCUGUCUCCACACCAGAAGAGCUUCCCGGGCCUCCCAAAGGGCGGGGCUUCCGCUGCCUGACAUUUCCACCUCGCCCCGAGCCUUCUCUCCACGCCGACCUGAGCAAGGACCUCGUGUGCACCCCGCCCUACACGCCACACCAGCCAGGAGGCUGUGCCUUCCUCUUCAGCCUCCACGAGCCCUUCCAGGCCCACCUGUCCACUCCAUCCAGCUCUCUCCCAGGACAGCUGACCCCAAGCGCCGUGACCUUCUCUGAUCAAUUGACACCCAGCAGUGCGACCUUCUCAGAUCCACUGACUAGCAAACUGCAAGGCCAGCUGACCGAAGCCUCGGCCAGGAGCUUUGAAGAGCAGUUGACUCCCUGCACUUCCAACUUCCCAGACCAGCUGUUUCCCGGUGCUGCUGCCUUCCCCGAGCCUCUGGGCAGCCCUGCCCGUGAGCAGCUGACUCCUCCCAGCACAGCAUUCCAAGCACAUCUGAACAGCCCCAGCCAAACUUUCCCAGAGCAACUGAGUCCCAGUCCCACCAAGACUUACUUCGCCCAGGAGGGAUGCAGUUUUCUCUAUGAGAAGUUGCCUCCGAGUCCCAGUAGCCCUGGUAAUGGGGACUGCACACUCCUGGCCCUCGCCCAGCUCCGGGGCUCCCUCUCUGUGGACCUCCCCCUGGUGCCCGAAGGCCUGCUUACACCUGAGGCCUCUCCAGUCAAACAGAGUUUCUUCCACUACUCCGAGAAGGAGCAGAACGAGAUAGACCGUCUCAUCCAGCAGAUCAGCCAGUUGGCUCAGGGCAUGGACAGGCCCUUCUCGGCUGAUGCUUGCGCAGGUGGGCUGGAGCCACUUGGGGGGCUGGAGCCCCUGGACUCCAACCUGUCCCUGUCUGGCCCUCCUGUGCUCAGCCUAGACCUGAAACCCUGGAAAUGCCAGGAGCUGGACUUCCUGGCUGACCCUGACAACAUCUUCCUGGAAGAGGUGCCCGUGGAAGACAUCUUCAUGGAUCUCUCUACCCCAGACCCCAGUGGGGAAUGGGGCUCAGAGGAUCCCGGGGCAGCGGUCCCAGGAGGGGCCCUGUCGCCUUGCAACAACCUGUCCCCAGAAGACCAUAGCUUCCUGGAGGACCUGGCCACAUAUGAAACCGCCUUUGAGACAGGUGUCUCAGCAUUCCCCUACGAUGGGUUUACUGAUGAGUUGCAUCAACUCCAGAGCCAAGUUCAAGACAGCUUCCAUGAAGAUGGAAGUGGAGGGGAACCAACGUUUUGA
Molecule: messenger RNA, 2385 nt
Organism: Pipistrellus nathusii (Nathusius's pipistrelle)
Lineage: Eukaryota; Metazoa; Chordata; Mammalia; Chiroptera; Vespertilionidae
Source: the annotation of a GenBank genome assembly